AUGGUUGCUACGGACGCGACAGCCUGGGACGAGGAAUAUGACACCAUCGGCGUCGGUUCUGGUAUCGGAGGCCUUUCCACGGCCAUCACCGCGGCGGAGCGUGGGGCAAAAGUUCUUGUGAUUGAGAAGUUCGAACUGUUAGGCGGAGUGUCAGCUUUGUCGUCAGGACAGCUAUGGCCAGGCCCGAAUCACUUGGCCGAAGCAGCCGGCAUCCACGACAGCCCAGAAAAGGCAAAAGAGUACAUCGAUUACCUUGGACAAGGACAUGCAUCCCCUUACGUCCGCGACCAAUAUUUGAUCAGGUCGAAGGAAUGCUUGAAGUACUUCGACGAGAAGAUUGGCAUUCACAUGAGCGUCAUCAGAGGCUUACCUGAUUACUACUAUCCAGAAGUUCCCGGAUCAGCACCAGAAGGUCGCUACAUCGAAACCAUACCCUUUCCAGCCGCCAAACUCGGCGAAUAUCAAAAGAAGGUUCUAACCUCUCCUUACGGAGCGUACUACAGUUACACAACUUCCAACGAGUGGGUUGAGAUGCAGGCGGGCGGAGAGAGCCUCGGGUCUUGUAUUCGACGGCAUCUUGCCAAUGAUGAACGAUGCGCAGGAGCAGGGAUGGCGGCUGCACAAGUCUCUGCGGCCCUACAGCGCGGGGUGGAGUUUCGUACAUCUACGGAAGUCGUCGAGCUUGUGACUGAGGAUUCACGUGUUGUGGGAGUGAUAGCGCGAGACUCCUCUGGGACACGUCGCAUUCGAGCUCGUCUGGGAGUCAUGCUCGCCACGGGUGGCUACGACUGGAAUCGACGGUUCGUCGGUAGCUAUGAUGCUCUCCCAGUGGCCGGAACUAUGGCCCUGCCUACUGUUACUGGUGACCACAUUGUGCUUGCUUCGAAGGUGGGAGCAAUUCCACUGCCAUCACGGGCCCCAGGCCAGUCCCCAAUCUUUGUGGGCUAUAAAGUUCCGACCGAGAAGAUCUAUGGCAGAGGCCCGGCGUAUCGACUCUGGGUCCCUGGACGACCGCAUUCGAUCAUAGUCAACUUUAAAGGGAAGCGCUUCUCCCAGGACUCUUUCUAUCCUGAUGUGGUGACCAAAGUAUCGCGAUUCGAUGGGCAAGAGGACGGCAUGGUGAAUUGGCCGGCCUGGAUUGUCUUCGACCAAAGAAUGCUCAAUAGCCGAGGAAUGCCGCCUGCUCCGCCUGGUCAGCCACUUCCUGCAGGCAUGGCCAUUGAGGCCGACACUAUACCUGAACUGGCUGUGAAAGCGGGUAUCGAGCCGAAGGGCCUACAGACAACGAUCGAACGCUUCAACAAGAUGUGCAGCGACGGUGUGGAUGAGGAUUUCAAAAGUGGAAGCAACCCGUGGGGCCGCCUCAUGGCUGGGGAUCCUGGGCUGAAAAAUCCCAAUAUGGCUCCGAUAUCUCAAGCCCCGUUCUACGCGGUAAGACUCGAACGAGUUACGAUGGGAGUGCCGACUGCUGGUCUACCAAUCGAUGGGGAUGGACGUGUGGAAAAUAGUGCUGGUGGGAUUGUUCCCGGACUUUAUGCCGCUGGCAAUUCAGCAGCAUGGGGAGACUGGGGAGGCGGUUUCAACAGUGGCAUCGCGGGCAUGCGUGGCUUGCUAUACGGCUACCGUGCGGCGUUACAUAUGACUGCCACGUAA
Molecule: messenger RNA, 1653 nt
Organism: Cladophialophora psammophila CBS 110553
Lineage: Eukaryota; Fungi; Ascomycota; Eurotiomycetes; Chaetothyriales; Herpotrichiellaceae
Exons: 1
Coding region: 1-1653 (550 amino acids)
Source: RefSeq, a predicted model, not a curated record